UUUUUAGUGAAAACAAAUCUCGUUUUAUAAAAGUGUAUACGUACCUACCUGCUACACAAUCAAAAUGACUACAAAGUUGAUUAUGUUUGUUGCUUUGUUCGGGCACUUGGCCUUUGCGUAUCCACCCAUCGAGUACAAAAGUUACGACGCCAACCACUACGAUCACGCACCUAAGCCAUAUCAUUUCGAGUACGGUGUGAAAGAUCUUCACACCCAUGACAUCAAGAGCCAACACGAGGUGAGCGACGGUCACGGUAACGUCAAAGGAUCGUACCGUCUCGUGGAACCCGACGGUUCCACCCGCGUGGUCGAAUAUACCGCUGACCACGAACAUGGUUUCAACGCCGUCGUCAAGAAGAUCGACGCACCCCAUUACCACAGCGAGUACUCCAACCCCACAGACUACCAUCAUCACGAGUCACUUCAUCCGUACGAACAAUCGUCAUACGACAAGUUUUACUGAAAUUUGAAGAAGAUAAAAAACCACCUGUUAUACCGGAAAACGUGUUACUGAACAGUCGCGUGGUCGACGCUACGGAUUGUUUCCUAUGCACGUCAUGUACAUUUUUUUAUCGAAUAAAACAUUCGCCAUUGUUAUGCUAUA
Molecule: messenger RNA, 604 nt
Organism: Acyrthosiphon pisum (pea aphid)
Lineage: Eukaryota; Metazoa; Arthropoda; Insecta; Hemiptera; Aphididae
Gene: cp52
Product: cuticular protein 52
Cellular component (GO): extracellular matrix
Source: RefSeq, marked validated